Messenger RNA from Bathycoccus prasinos, 1161 nucleotides. Its product is annotated as ATP-sulfurylase. Bases 1 to 1161 code for a protein of 386 amino acids. The record is from RefSeq and is a predicted model, not a curated record. NCBI's taxonomy places the organism in Eukaryota, Viridiplantae, Chlorophyta, Mamiellophyceae, Mamiellales, Bathycoccaceae. The transcript is spliced from 2 exons. Gene Ontology annotation, molecular function: sulfate adenylyltransferase (ATP) activity. Gene Ontology annotation, biological process: sulfate assimilation.
AUGUCCGCGAUGUCUAACAAGUUAAUCAGUCCGCACGGCGAUAAGCUCGUCAACUUAAUGGUUGACCCAUCGAAAGCUGCGUCCGUGGAGGCUUCCGCCACGAGGACUCUCGAACUUUCGGAUAGAAACGCGUGCGACGUCGAGCUCUUGUGUGUCGGAGGAUUUUCUCCUUUGACUGGCUUCAUGAACGCCGAAACUUACGAACACGUCGUAGAGAAUAUGCGUCUUCCAGGCUCAAACUUGCUUUUUGGCUUACCGAUCGUUUUGGACACGGAUUGCGAAGAUACCAAAGCGGGUGAUAAAGUUUUAUUGAGGUACAAAGGAAAAUCUGUUGCAGUGCUAACAGUGGAUUCCAAAUGGAGGCCGAACAAGCCGAAAGAAGCAAAGUCGUGCUACGGUACGUCUUCUAUUGAACAUCCGGGUGUUCAUAUGAUUGCGGAAGAGCGAGGAAGAUACUAUAUUGGCGGCUCGCUCGAAGGCUUGGCCAUGCCGGUGAGAGAGUUUGCUACGCCAACUCCGGCUGAAGUCCGCGCUGAUUUACCAGAAGGAAAGGAUGUCGUCGCUUUCCAAUGUCGCAAUCCCAUCCACCGCGCGCAUUACGAGUUGUUUACUAGAGCUCUUGAUGCAGAGAACGUUGGAGAAGGUGCCGUAGUUUUGGUUCACCCAACCAUGGGUCCCACCCAAGACGAUGACAUUUCAGGCUUGGUUCGAUACAAAACUUAUGUUGUGCUCAAAGAGGAAACCAAAAACCCGCAAGUUCGCUGGGCAUACCUUCCGUAUUCUAUGCACAUGGCAGGUCCAAGAGAAGCGAUUCAGCACAUGAUUAUUCGAAAGAACUACGGUUGCACUCACUUCAUCAUCGGUCGUGACAUGGCUGGUUCCAAAUCUUCGCUUGACGGCGAAGAUUUCUAUGGCGCUUACGACGCUCAAGAUUUGGCAAAGCAAAACGCGGCUGAGCUUGGAAUGAAGACUGUUCCUUCGUUGAAUGUUGUUUAUACCGAUGAAAAAGGAUAUGUUACCGCAGAUGUGGCUGAAAAGGAGGGCUUAUCUGUGAAGAAACUUUCUGGUACAAAGUUUCGAAAAAUGUUGCGAGGAGGAGAAGACAUUCCAGAAUGGUUUGCAUUCAAAUCGGUCGUCAAAGUCUUGCGCGACAAUGCUUAA